Messenger RNA from Mirounga angustirostris (Northern elephant seal), 4155 nucleotides. RefSeq names its product high mobility group AT-hook 2 (gene HMGA2). The record is from RefSeq and is a predicted model, not a curated record. Gene Ontology annotation, biological process: regulation of DNA-templated transcription. The coding region runs from base 829 to 1158 and encodes 109 amino acids. Gene Ontology annotation, molecular function: DNA binding; transcription coregulator activity. The transcript has 5 exons. Lineage: Eukaryota; Metazoa; Chordata; Mammalia; Carnivora; Phocidae. Gene Ontology annotation, cellular component: chromatin; nucleus.
ACACACACACACACACACACACACUCACUCUCUCUGUCUCUCUCUCUCUCUUCCCACUUGAAUCCCGGGGCAGGAACUCAGAAAACUUCCAGCCCGGGCAGCGCGCGCUUGGUGCAGGACGCAGGGGCGAGCAGCCCGUCCCCCUCCGACUCUCCGGUGCCGCUGCCGCCUGCCCCCGCCACCCGAGGAGGCGCGGUGCCACCCACUGCUCCGUCCUUUGCCUGCGCUCAGUGCCCGACCCGAUCCCGGCCGCAUCUCCCCAUCCUCCUUUUGCUUUCCGACUGCCCAAGGCGCUAUUUGUUUUCUCUCUCUCUUUCUCUUUCUUGCUCUGCGAGCGCGGAGCGGGGGGGAAGAGGAGGAGGAAUUCUUUCCCCGCCUAACAUUUCAAGGGACACAAUCCACUCCAAGUCUCUUCCAUUUCCAAGCCGCUUCCGAAGUGCUACCGGUGACCGCAACUCCCGAUCCCAAACCGAGAGGGGAGCCUCCCGACUUCAAACCCUCUUUUCCCUUUCCUUCGCUUUCCCCCUCCUCUCGCUACCUCCACCUCCACCGCCACCUCCACCUCCGGCACCCACCCACCGCUGCCGCCGCCACCAGCAGCGCCUCCUUCUCCUCCUCCCCUCUUCUCUCUUUUUGGCAGCCGCUGGACGUCCGGUGUUGAUGGUGGCAGCGGCGGCAGCCUGAGCAGCAGCAGCCCGAGCAGCACGCCAGCUCUCGCCCACCCUGCCUCAUUCACCAGCCCUACCGCCCGGUCUCCCGAAAGGUGCUGGGCACAUUUGGGGCGGCGGAGGCGAAGCGGCGGCGGCGGCGGCGGCGGCGGGAGGCAGGAUGAGCGCACGCGGGGAAGGCGCCGGGCAGCCGUCCACUUCAGCCCAGGGACAACCUGCCGCCCCGGCGCCUCAGAAGAGAGGACGCGGCCGCCCCAGGAAGCAGCAGCAAGAGCCAACCGGUGAGCCCUCUCCUAAGAGACCCAGGGGAAGACCCAAAGGCAGCAAAAACAAGAGUCCCUCCAAAGCAGCUCAAAAGAAAGCAGAAGCCACUGGAGAAAAACGGCCAAGAGGCAGACCUAGGAAAUGGCCACAACAAGUCGUUCAGAAGAAGCCUGCUCAGGAGGAGACUGAAGAGACAUCCUCACAAGAGUCUGCAGAAGAGGACUAGGGGGCGCCGACAUUCGAUUUCUACCUCAGCAGCAGUUGGAUCUUUUGAAGGGAGAAGACACUGCAGUGACCACUUACUCUUUAUUGCCAUGGUCUUUCUACUUUCAUCUGGGGUGGGCAAGGGGGGGCGGGGGCGGGGCGGGGGCUGGGGUGGGGGGAGAAAUCACAUAACCUUAAAAAGGACUAUAUUAAUCACCUUCUUUGUAAUCCCUUCACAGUCCCAGGUUUAGUGAAAAACUGCUGUAAACACAGGGGACACAGUUUAACAAUGCAACUUUUAAUUACUGUUUUCUUUUUUCUUAACCUACUAAUAGUUUGUUGAACUGAUAAGCAAGAGCGGAUGGGUGAGGAAAAAAACUCUGACUCGGGUUUAGUCAAUCACUGCACUGCACACAGACGAGAAAAGUGUCACGCUCGUGACAUCGGGCAUUCCUGUAGGAAAGGCGCGGUGUUCAACCCUGUGUGCCCCUCAGCCACCACCCAACCUGCUCGCCCUAGUGAAGCUUCUGUUUAGAACACCAAAGAUAGGACUAGAUACUACUUCUCUCUUUUUCGUAUAAUCUUGUAGACACUUACUUGAUGAUUUUUUAACUUUUAUUUCUAAAUAAGACGAAAUGCUGAUGUAUCCUUUCAUUCAGCUAACAAACCAGAAAAGGUUAUGUUCAUUUUUCAAAAAGGGAAGUAAGCAAGCAAAUGUUGCCAACUCCUAUAUUUAUGGAUAUCACACAUAUCAGCAGGAGUAAUAAAUUUACUCGUGGCACUCGUUUUCAGGAAAACACUCAUCUGGGUAGAACCUACUUCCUACAGAGCCAAAUGCCAUUUAGCAAUAAAUCACACUUGUUACCUUCAAAGCCUUUAAGGAACCUAAACAAGCAAAAUUAUCCUCUUGGUAAUUUAACGAGAAGGUACAACAGAAUAAUGCAUGAUGAACUCACCUGAAUGAUGAGGUGGGAGGAGCGAAAUCUAAAUUUCUUUUGCUAUAGUUAUACUACAAUUUAAAAACAAAAAAAGCAGUCUCUCUCUCUCUCUCUCUCUCCCUCUCCUCUCUUCAUUAUGUAUCAGUUUCCGUGAAAGACCUAAAUACCACUUACCUCAAAUCAAGCGUAUGUAUUACUUCAAGUAAUACGUUUUGACAUAGGAUGGUGGACUGAGGUGCUUGACUUUGGCUUCAGUUCACCGUCUCUUCAUUCAAACUGCACUUUUAGCCAGAGAUGCAAUAAUAUAUCCCCACUACUCAAUACUACCUCUGAAUGUUACAAUUAAUUUACAGUCUAGUACUUAUUACAUGCUGCUAUACACAAGCAAUGCAAGAAAAAAACGUAAUGGGUAGGUGAUGCUAAUCAUCUGCGGUUCUUUUUGUACACUUCAUUACAGUUAAAGAAGCAGUCUCCUUACUGUGUUUCAGCAUGGCUAUGUAUUUUUCUAUUUUUUUUAAUUAAAAUUUUACAAAUACUUGUUUCAGCUUCUCUGCUAGAUUUCUACAUUAACUUGAAUAUUGUUGUUGGUGGUGGUUUUUAACCAAGUCGCUCCUAGGUUCUUAAGGAUAAUUUUCCUCAGUCACACUACACAGCACACAAAAUUUGACUGUAAUGUUUAAAUCUUACCCUCCAAGUUUGUACCUCAAAAUGAGUUGUUUAAGGAAAUGGACUAAUUGACUUGCAAAGACCUACCUCCAGACUUCAAAAGGAAUGAACUCGUGACUUGCAGCAUUCAUUUUGGUCAGCGUCUGAAAGCGUUCAGACUGCCGCUAUCCCUAGUCCAGACUAUUUCUGUAAGAGACAUUUGAUAGAAAGGAACUCAUUUUUACAUACUUCCUGCAAAGAACUAGAUAAAAUAAAAGCCAACCUUCAAAGAAACUUGAAGCUUUGUAGGUGUGAUGCAACCAGCUCAGCUUUUGCAUGAUGCAAUCAAAAAAUAUGUGUUUUUAAGAUUCGUCGCAUAUGAGAAAAUGCUUGACAGAUAUUUUCAUGUAUUUUACACAAAUGUGAUUUUUGUAAUAUGUCUCAACCAGAUUUAUUUUAAACGCUUCUUAUGUAGAGUUUUUAUUGCUUUCUCUCCUCGUGAGUGUGCUGACUUUUUAACAUGGUAUUAUCAACUGGGCCAGGAGGUAGCUUCUCAUGAUGGCUUGUGUCGGUAUGGCUUCCAGUACUGAAGCCAAAUGAAACUCAAAACCAUCUCUCUUCCAGCCGCUUCAGGGAGGUCAUUUCAGAGGCCACAUACCUCUCUGAGACUGGCAGAUGGCUCACUGUUGUGAAUCACCAAAGGAGCUACGGAGAGAAUUAAAACUCAACCUUACUGUUAACUGUGCAUUAAAUAAGCAAAUAAACAGUGGCUCAUAAAAAUAAAAGUCCCAUUCCGUAUCCUCGGUUGGGCCUUUUCAAAACCUCAUUGGCCAGCUCAUAAAACUGAAGCAAGUUGCUCAUGUUGGCCAAACUCGGAGUACUGAGCGAUUUCCAUCUCCGAUGAAGUUACUCUUUUAUUUCCUAUACGUUGUACAAUCAAAACACACUACUACCUCUUAAGCCCCAGUAUACCUCAUUUUUCAUACUGAAAAAAAAAAAAAGCUUGUGGCCAAUGGAACAGUAAGAACAUCAUAAAAUUUUUAUAUAUAUAGUUUAUUUUUGUGGGAGAUAAAUUUUAUAGGACUGUUCUUUGCUGUUAUUGGUCUCAGCUAAGUAAGACUGGACAUUUAACUUUUCUACCAUUUCUGCAAGUUUAGGUAUGUUUGCAGGAGAAAAGUAUCAAGACGUUUAACUGCAGUUGACUUUCUCCCUGUUCCUCUGAGUGUCUUCUAACUUUAUUCUUUGUUCUUCAUGUAGAGUUGCUGUCUAUGAUUGUACUUUGAAUCGCUUGCUUGUUGAAAAUAUUUCUUUAGUGGAUUAUCACUGUCUGUUCUACACAAUAAACAUAACAGCCUCUGUGAUCCCCAUGUGUUUUGAUUCCUACUCUUUGUCAUAACUCCAUUAAAUGCAUAAUAAAGUUUGGUCAAAACAGGUCA